Messenger RNA from Phaeoacremonium minimum UCRPA7, 1155 nucleotides. Its product is annotated as putative low-temperature viability protein ltv1 protein. The transcript has a single exon. Gene Ontology annotation, cellular component: cytosol; preribosome, small subunit precursor; nucleus. Bases 1 to 1155 code for a protein of 384 amino acids. The record is from RefSeq and is a predicted model, not a curated record. Gene Ontology annotation, biological process: ribosomal small subunit biogenesis; ribosomal small subunit export from nucleus. Lineage: Eukaryota; Fungi; Ascomycota; Sordariomycetes; Togniniales; Togniniaceae.
AUGGUCCUAAAUCCAGUUCAGAACCCAAAUGGAUCAAAAGUCAAGAAGUUGGAUGACCUAGCGUCGGAGCUCGGAUCUGAUGCUGCCAGUAUUCGGGAGAACGAGGGCGAGGCGGCGAACUACGGCAUCUACUACGACGACACAGAGUAUGACUAUAUGCAACACAUGAGGGAUCUAGGAUCCGGCGGAGGUGGUGAUGUAGUAUUUGUCGAAUCCACAGCAACUCAGAACAAGGGAAAAGGCAAACAGAAGCAGUCGCUGGAGGAGGCGUUGCAACAGCUGGAGAUAGAGCAGAAGUCAGGCGAUCUGCUGGAUGAGGAGAUCCUCCCAUCCAAGAACCUGCAGCGACAAACUUAUCAGUCCCAACAAGAUGUGCCGGAUGCUAUCGCUGGAUUUCAGCCUGACAUGGACCCGCGUCUCCGAGAGGUCCUCGAGGCGUUAGAGGAUGAGGCGUAUGUGGACGAUGACGAAGAUAUUUUCCAGGCUCUAGCGAAGGAUGGGCAGGAACUCAAUGACCAUGAGUUUGAAGAUACCUAUUUCGACGACGACGAUGAUGGCUGGGAGUCGGACGACACUGCGAAACCGAUCAAAGAGUUCAAGGACGACGACGUACCAGACCUGGUGGAUACGUCAAGCCAACCUGCGGAAGGACCAUCACAAGACUGGUUGGAGGAUUUCAAAAAAUUCAAGAAGGACCAAAAAUCAGACAAAAAGCCGGUUGUGCCGGCUCGUUCAGAGAUGCAGUCCUCUAUAUGGACAACCACAACGAAUGGAGGCAGGCGCAAGAAGAGAAAGGGUGCCUUGACAAGCGAAUCCGGCUACUCCAUGACUUCAUCCUCGCUCGUAAGAACGGAGCAGAUGUCGAUCCUUGAUGCCAGAUUCGAUAAGAUCGAGGAAGAGUACCAGCCCGAUUUUGAUGAUGAAGGGUCCAUGAUUUCAGGUGUCUCGGGUAUUUCAGGUCUCUCUUCUAUGUCUAGUGUUCAAGGUCCACUUCGAUCGGACUUUGAUGGCAUCCUCGAUGAGUUCCUUGGAAACCACUCCGUAAAAGGCAAGAGACAUGUAAAGAGGGGCAAAGAUCAGACCGGAGUGCAAGAGCUAGAUGAGAUUCGAAGAGGACUUGGACCAGCAAGAAUCAGAUCCCGAAACGCUAGAUAA